Messenger RNA from Cavia porcellus (domestic guinea pig), 2392 nucleotides. It is a transcript of the gene Txndc2, whose product is annotated as thioredoxin domain containing 2. Gene Ontology annotation, cellular component: cytosol. The coding region runs from base 208 to 2151 and encodes 647 amino acids. The transcript has 2 exons. Gene Ontology annotation, molecular function: protein-disulfide reductase activity. The record is from RefSeq and is a predicted model, not a curated record. NCBI's taxonomy places the organism in Eukaryota, Metazoa, Chordata, Mammalia, Rodentia, Caviidae.
UAGGCACAGUGUGGCCAACAGCAUGAGGCCACCACAAAGCUCUCUGAUAUUCCUAUUGGUAGUACUAAGACAGGAAACCAACUGUAAAGUGCUACCUGAAUGUAAUUUUGGUGUUAGCUUGCACAGGUCAGAAAACGUUAGAAGGUACAGUCUUCACCCAGAGGCUUCUAAGAAAGAACAGGAGUGGAUGUAGAAAAGGAACCAGAAAUGGAAAAUGCUCAAGCUGGAGCCUCAGAAAAACCAGACACAAUACUGGACCCUCAAGAAGAAACACAUGAAGGUGACCCCAAUGAAAGCCCAUUACAGGUGCCAUCCAGGAAUGUGCCUCUUCUAGUCCCAGAGUUCUUGGUUACAGCUCAGGCCAUGGAGGAGAUGGCCUUUGUCCCUGUGGUGAGCAACACACUCCACAUGUCCACAGAAGAGUCUGGGUUCCUACAGAAGAACAGUGAUAUCCUCAGGAUCCCAGAAAACAGUAUGCAUCACAUAAAAGGCAACAUCUCUGGAUCCUCAGCUGAAACCACACAGCCCACACAUAACAACACCCCUGAGGCCUUGGCAAAAACCACCCAGCCCAAACAGGGGAGUAUCCGCAAGUUCUCAGAGAAAAUCAUCCAGUUCAAAGAAGACAACAUCCCAACAACCUCAGAGGUAACAACUCAGCCUGAAGAGAGUGACAUCCCCAAGUCCUCAGAGAAACCCUACCAGUUCAGCCCAGGGAAUAUCCGCAAGGCCCCAGAGAAACACUACCAGUUCAGCCCAGGGAGCAUCCCCAAGGCCUCAGAGAAACACUACCAGUUCAGCCCAGGGAGCAGCCACAAGGUCUCAGAGAAACCCUACCAGUCCAGUCCAGGGAACAUACCCAAGGCCUCAGAGAAACACUACCAGUUCAACCCAGGGAACAUCCCCAAGUCCUCAGAGAAGCACUACCAGUUCAGCCCAGGGAACAUCCCCAACGCCUCAGAGAAACACUACCAGUUCAGCCCAGGGAGCAGCCACAAGUCCUCAGAGAAACACUACCAGUUCAGCCCAGGGAGCAGCCACAAGUCCUCAGAGAAACACUACCAGUUCAGCCCAGGGAGCAGCCACAAGUCCUCAGAGAAACACUACCAGUUCAGCCCAGGUAACAUCCCCAAGGCCUCAGAGAAACACUACCAAUUCAGCCCAGGGAGCAGCCACAAGUCCUCAGAAAAACACUACCAGCUCAACCCAGGGAACAUCCUCAAGGCCUCAGAGAAACCAAACCAGCUCAACCCAGAGAACAUCCCCAAGUCUUCAGAGAAACCCUAUCAGUUCAGCCCAGAGAGCAGCCGCAAGUCUUCAGAGAAACACUACCAGUUCAGCCCAGCGAGCAGCCACAAGUCCUCAGAGAAACACUACCAGCUCACCCCAGAGAACAUCCUCAAGGUCUCAGCAAACAUCAUCCAAUCAAAGCACAUUAAUAUCCCCAAGUCCUUGGCAAGAAUUACCCAACCCAAACAAGAGAACAUUCCCAAGUCUUUAGCAAGUACAGUUCAAUCUAGAGAGGGUGACAUUUCUAAGUCUUCAGAGGAAACCACCCAGCCCAGGGAGUACGCCAUCCCCAAGUCCUCAGAGGAAACCACCCAGCCCAGGGAGGACGCCAUCCCCAAGUCCUCAGAGGAAACCACCCAGCCCAGGGAGGAUGCCAUCCCCAAGUCCUUAGAGGAAACCACCCAGCCCAGGGAGGGCGACAUCCCCAAGUCCUCAGAGGAAACCACCCAGCCCAGGGAGGGCGACAUCCCCAAGUCCUCAGAGGAAACUACGGAACCCAAGGAAGAUGCCAAAAAAGAAUUGGUGGAGCUCCCUGAGGAGGAUGUGGUAAAGGUGAUCACAGGCAAGGAGGACUUCAACGAGGCGCUCAAAGAAGCUGGGGAGAGGCUGGUGGUUGUGGACUUCUCAGCCACGUGGUGUGGGCCCUGCAGAGCCAUCCGGCCGCUUUUCCACUUCCUGUCUCUGAAGCACAAGGAUGUCACGUUCCUGGAGGUGGAUGCUGAUGACUGUGAGGAGCUGGUAAUAGAAUGUGAGAUCGUUUGUCUCCCAACCUUUCACUUUUAUAAAAAAGAAGAAAAGGUGGGUGAACUUUGUGGUGCCCAACAUGAAAAACUCAAAGCAAUAAUUACAGAAUUAAAGUAACCAUAUAUUCUGAGAACAUCGCAAAUGGUAGGUUAUAGCUUGUUUUUUUUUCUUCUUAAUUUGCAAAAAAGAACAAGUUUAACAAAUUUAUGUAUAUAGGACACAGCUUUUUAAGCUGUGAGCAUGAAGCGUGGGCUUUCAGAGCACAAGGCAUGAGAGCAUGUUGUGACCAUGGGCCUGUGGAUGGGAGAGGAGAGUUUGGAGACUCCUUGAGUGGAGAUUGAAGUCCUCUUCUCUUGCU